This is a messenger RNA of Nematolebias whitei (Rio pearlfish), 675 nucleotides long. Its product is annotated as C-reactive protein-like. Lineage: Eukaryota; Metazoa; Chordata; Actinopteri; Cyprinodontiformes; Rivulidae. Bases 1 to 675 code for a protein of 224 amino acids. The record is from RefSeq and is a predicted model, not a curated record. The transcript has 4 exons.
AUGAAGUUGCUGCUUGUACUGGUGAUGCUGACAGCAAGUGCUGCAAAAUAUCAAGAUCUGUCCGGUAAGAUGUUCACUUUCCCACUAGAAACCAACACAGCUCAUGUGAGAUUAAACCCAUCAAGCCAGAACUUUGAAGCUGUAACUGUCUGUUACAGGUUCUUUACAGACAUCAAAAGAGACCAUUCACUUUUCUCUUUAGCCACACCCCUCCAUUACAAUGAACUUUUGGUUUACUGGGAUGGCAUAAACAAAGUGAUUGAUUUCGCUAUCAAGAACAAAGAAGUAUUUUUCAGUGAGCUUGACUACAAGACAAACAUUUGGCACUCUAUCUGCACCACCUGGGACUCCGAGUCUGGUCUGGUGCAGCUGUGGUUUGAUGGACAACCUUUCACUAGGAAAUAUGUCAACUCUGGAGCAACCAUCGCAGGACCUGUUAUAAUUAUUAUAGGACAGGAGCAGGAUUCAUAUGGUGGUGAUUUUGAUGUCAAGCAGUCUUUUACUGGCAUGAUGUCAGAUGUCCACAUGUGGAACUAUACCCUCUACCCUUGUGAUAUCCAAAACUAUGUGGAUGGGCUGAACUUCACCCCAGGAAAUGUGUUGAACUGGAGGGCGCUAGACUUUCAGAUUGUAGACAAAGUUCUGAUAGAACAUAAAAUAACACAUUGUUACUAA